GAUCAGGUGUAAAAUGUAAAUAUUUUGUUAUAGAGUACCUAUGGACUAUCAGGAUAGACGAUAGUUGGAAAUUUGAAAUUAGUAAUUACUUUAUUUUAUAAUUUACAAAAAUAGUUAUAUAAAGUAAAAAAAUUGAAUUAUUAAGUUCUGUUUUAUUCGUACAUGUGACUAAAGUUGCAAGUUAACUUUGAAAAUGUCAGCAAAUAUGAGUACCCGUGAUAAACUUCUUGGUUUGCUAGACGACUUUGAGCUAUUGAGCAGAGAACUGAUUGAAAACUUGAGCGCUGCUCGCCAACAAAAAAUUAAUGUACAACAUCAAUUGCUACUCACUGAACAACUAGUGGCUACUGAUAAUGAAAUAAAAGCAACUCUUAAAGUGGCGGAAAACCAAGCAGAAGUAGAAAAAAAUGUUAAUGCCAUUAAAGCAGAAAUUGAGACACAAGACCAACAUAUCACACAAAUGCAAAAACAUUUUAAAGAAGCUGAAAACAUAUUGGCAACAGCUUUAUUUCAAGCAAAACAAAAAUUGCAAUCUAUAAAUAAGGCAAGUAAACAUCCUGUGUCAUCGGAAGAUCUCAUUAAGUAUGCUCAUAGAAUAAGUGCGUCAAAUGCUGUAUGUGCUCCACUUACAUGGCAGCCUGGUGAUGCUCGUAGACCUUAUCCCACAGAUAUUGAAAUGCGAAUGGGAUUUUUGGGUAGACUAAGUGAUUUACCACUUAAUGGCCAUAAUAUGGUGCAGCCUCAAGGUUUGGCUGAUAUGGUGCGAUCCUCUAACCAAAUAGACCGACAAACGUCUCAACAAAAUCAAUUUGCCUGGCAUUCGACUGGCGAUAUGCAUUUAGGAGUAAGCGGUAGUGUUAUUGAUACCAGAAACCAUUCCAAGGAUGUUGCUGAAGAUGUAGAAGUCAUGUCAACAGACAGUAGUAGCUCUUCAUCUAGUGAUUCUCAAUAGUUGACUGUAAAAAUGGCAAUAAUAUUGUUAUGUUUAAGUAUAACGUUUAAAACUUUUUCUAUAAACCUUAUUUUUAUUGACUGAGCUCUUAAAUAUACACAAAAAUAUAAUUAUAAGAAAUAAAAUAAUCAAGUAUAAAAAUUAUAUAAGA
Messenger RNA from Adelges cooleyi (spruce gall adelgid), 1103 nucleotides. RefSeq names its product mediator of RNA polymerase II transcription subunit 4 (gene MED4). Gene Ontology annotation, molecular function: transcription coregulator activity. The record is from RefSeq and is a predicted model, not a curated record. Gene Ontology annotation, biological process: regulation of transcription by RNA polymerase II. NCBI's taxonomy places the organism in Eukaryota, Metazoa, Arthropoda, Insecta, Hemiptera, Adelgidae. Bases 194 to 952 code for a protein of 252 amino acids. Gene Ontology annotation, cellular component: core mediator complex; mediator complex. The transcript has 5 exons.